CAUCCUGGACCAGUCAUGACGUACCUCGCCAAAUGCCCCAACAACGACUGCAAAUCCUUCAAGGGCGACUCAGGCAACGUGUGGGUCAAGAUCGACCAGCUCGCGUACAACCCGGCCGCCAGCCCUGCGUGGGCGUCCUACCUGCUCCGCGACCAGGGAGCCAAGUGGAAGGUGACCAUCCCGCCCAGCCUCGCACCGGGCGAGUAUCUCCUGCGGCACGAGAUUCUCGGCCUGCAUGUGGCCGGCACGAGGAUGGGCGCCCAGUUCUACCCGAGCUGCACCCAGAUCCGCGUGACCCAGGGUGGGAGCACGCAGCUGCCCUCUGGCAUCGCGCUCCCAGGGGCUUACAACCCUGAUGACCCGGGUAUCCUGACUCACGUCUGGAGGAUCAACCAGGGCCAGAUCACUUACAAAGCCCCUGGAGGAGAUGUUUGGAGCGGUGCGGCGCCCAAUGCGAACAGGCCGGGUCCGUAAAAGGCGCGCGUUGUCCUGCUUGCGCGGCAGUUGGCCCAGCUCUUAGUGGCUCUG
Molecule: messenger RNA, 528 nt
Organism: Parathielavia appendiculata
Lineage: Eukaryota; Fungi; Ascomycota; Sordariomycetes; Sordariales; Chaetomiaceae
Product: lytic polysaccharide monooxygenase
Exons: 3
Coding region: 16-474 (152 amino acids)
Source: RefSeq, a predicted model, not a curated record